This is a messenger RNA of Salvelinus fontinalis (brook trout), 5185 nucleotides long. RefSeq names its product UDP-glucose 6-dehydrogenase-like. The record is from RefSeq and is a predicted model, not a curated record. NCBI's taxonomy places the organism in Eukaryota, Metazoa, Chordata, Actinopteri, Salmoniformes, Salmonidae. Gene Ontology annotation, molecular function: NAD binding; UDP-glucose 6-dehydrogenase activity. Gene Ontology annotation, biological process: glycosaminoglycan biosynthetic process. The coding region runs from base 517 to 2004 and encodes 495 amino acids. Gene Ontology annotation, cellular component: nucleus; cytosol. The transcript has 13 exons.
CUGUUUGAGAUUUAGAUAGAAGUCUCACAGUGGCACUCAGCAUACCAAACUCUUUUCACUGGAGCAAGCGUCUACACCACUUCUGAUCAUCAUCACCACAGACCAGCAAUCAUACCCCUGGAAGAAAAUACAACGGAAUCACUUUAACGUGGUUGAUAGUCUGUGAAAUUGUAUUCGGUUGAACAGCGCACCCAUCAUUAAACACUGAUUGCAGGAAAUGGCAGGUGUUCAAAAACACAUCUCUCGGGCCUCCACCCCAGCCAUAUUCAGCAGCACCACCUUGUUAAAAAAUCCUGGUGAGAACCGUGCCAACGUUUUGACCUCAAGGCUGGAGCCCUUCUAAAUGACGUGCUGGAUACCAGACAUCCUUGGGAAAGGACAAACUCAAAGGCUUGACUGAAACCAUGUGCUGGUCUAAAAAAAUAUAUAUUUUUGAGGCUUUCCCUUGGCUAUGACCGUGAUGCUCCCUCACAAGGACAGUUUAUUACUUUGUUUAUAUAAUUAUUAAGAGGGAGAAUGAUGGAGGUGAGGAGGAUCUGUUGUAUUGGGGCUGGCUACGUGGGCGGUCCCACCUGCAGCGUCAUCGCACAGAUGUGCCCUGAAGUGACGGUUACCGUGGUUGACGUGAACGAGGACCGCAUCCGUGCCUGGAAUUCUGAUAGCCUUCCCAUCUUUGAGCUUGGACUCCAGGAAGUGGUGGAAUCAUGCCGUGGGGUCAACCUUUUCUUCUCCACAGACAUUGAUGAGGCCAUAAGAAAUGCAGACCUGGUCUUCAUAUCUGUCAAUACGCCUACCAAGACAUUUGGGAUUGGUAAGGGUCGAGCAGCGGACCUGAAGUACAUAGAAGCAUGUGCCCGGCGCAUUGCCGACGUCUCCAGUGGCUGUAAGAUUGUUGUGGAGAAAAGCACAGUUCCUGUACGUGCUGCUGAGAGCAUCCGCCGCAUCUUCAAUGCCAACACCAAGAGUAGCCUCAGCUUCCAGGUUCUCUCAAACCCAGAGUUUCUUGCUGAGGGAACAGCCAUCACUGAUCUGAAGAAUCCAGACAGGGUAUUGAUUGGGGGGGAUGAGACCCCUGAGGGCCAACAUGCUAUUCAGGCCUUGCGGAGCAUCUAUGAACACUGGGUCCCUAAGAACAAGAUCAUCACCACCAAUACCUGGUCCUCUGAGCUUUCCAAGCUGGCAGCCAAUGCCUUUCUUGCCCAACGUAUCAGUAGCAUCAACUCUAUCAGUGCCCUCUGUGAGGUAACCGGUGCUGAUGUGGAGGAGGUGGCGCAUGCCAUUGGGACAGACCAGAGAAUAGGCAGUCGCUUCCUGAAGGCCAGCGUAGGAUUUGGUGGCAGCUGUUUCCAGAAAGACGUUCUCAAUCUUGUGUACCUAUGCGAGGCGCUGAACUUACCCGAGGUUGCAAGAUACUGGCAACAGGUUAUAGAGAUAAACGACUACCAGCGAAAACGAUUCUCCUCACGGAUAAUCAACUGCCUCUUCAACACAGUGACAGACAAGAAGAUAGCCUUGCUCGGAUUCGCUUUCAAGAAAAACACUGGCGAUACAAGGGAAUCUUCUAGUAUCUACAUCAGUCGCUACCUGCUGGAGGAGGGAGCCUGUCUACACAUCUAUGACCCACAGGUUAAAGCUGAGCAGAUCAUGCAGGACCUGACUAAGCCCACACUCUCAGAAAGACAUGACACUGCCACAGUUUCUCGUCUAGUCACCAUCGUCACAGACCCAUACAAGGCUUGUGAGAAUGCCCAUGCAAUUGUGAUCUGCACAGAGUGGGAUAUGUUCACGGAGCUGGACUAUGAGAGGAUCCAUAAAGCCAUGCUGAAACCUGCCUUCAUCUUUGACGGCAGAAGGAUCUUGGACAGCUUGCACGACCAACUCCAGCAUAUUGGCUUCCAGGUGGAGACUAUUGGGAAAAGAGUUAACCAAAGAAUCCCUUUCACUGCCAGUGGUGACAGGUCUGAAAUGGACCAACCGCAAACAUUGAAGAAGAACAAACUGUGAAGUGUUCUUUACGGGACAGCAGCGUCAGAGCCGGCUCAAUGCAGUAGAAAAUUAAACCAAGUUAUAAUUUUGCUUUAAUAUUAAAAUCAGACAUUUCAGCACCCGCAUCAACUAGAUGGAAUGACUUCAAACAAAUAAUUAUGUUAGCUACAAUGAAAGAUAGGCCUGGAGAAUGUUUUGGUUAGGGUUCAAGACCUGGUUUGUCGGCUACAUGCGGCAACAAUAUCCCUCCAACCUUGUGCUUAAUUUCUUUGUUUUGUGCAUGUUGGACAACUACCAGGGUUUGGAUGUUUUACUUACACAAGGGGUAAAACAACUUAAACUGAUUUCAUAACUUUCUGUAUUUGCCCUUUCAAGUUUUCUGCCUAAAAGUAUUCCUGUAUGAAAGCAAUUUUUAAAGGACAGAUUCCAUUUUUCUUACUAAAGAUAAUGUAUUUAGUUUUUAUUCAUUUCAAAGCAAUUUUUAUACAAGAUGGUGCUAGUUGAAUGUGAACUUAAGCAUUGUGAACCCGAUAAUGCAAUAUUCUAAUUAUAUGUAUUAUCUUUAUGCAUGAACUCUGUAAAGUAAAACAUUUAUCUAUAGUUUUUACAUGCAGAAUAAAAAGCAUUUUUAGUAUCUGGAAUUUAAAAAAUGAUGAUUUGCAGGCCCAGAAUCAAUAGUACUGUACUACAAUUGUUACUUAAUCUCAAGUGUUGUGUACUAUGUAGUGGUGUUGCAAGGUUGCUCCACCUCCUUAUUAGUUAGAUGUCUCAUGGAUGGUCAGGCAUUCGCACGGUCAUUCUGUCAGCUAAUUCUAGGAAACUGGAAGACUUUCCUAUUGGAACUGCAUACCUCGGUCGACAUGCACUACUGGGUUCCCCGUGGAGCAGCCAUGGGGCAGUGGCUUUAUUUGACACAUGAUCCUAAUCCUCAACAUCUGUUCUGCUCUGACAUGCACUUUAGCAACAAGGCCCAAAUUAUGACACACAUGUAGUGCCUUCAGAAAGUAUUCAUACCCCUUGACUUAUACCACAUUUUGUUGGUGUUACAGCCUGAAUUCAAAAUGGAUUAAAUAUUUUUUUCCCUCACCUAUCUACACACAAUACCCCGUUAUGACAAAGUGAAAACAUGUUUUUAGAAUAUUUUUUUGCAAAUGUAUUUAAAAUGAAAUACAGAAAUAUGGAUGUAUUCACACCCCUUUGCUAUGGCACUCCAAAUUGAGCUCAGGUGCAUCCAAUUUUUUUUGAUCAUCCUUGGGAUGUUGCUACAACUUGAUUGGAGUCCAAUUCAAUUGUUUGGACAUGAUUUAGAAAGAAACACACCUGUCGCGCGGCAGGUAGCCUCAGGGUUAGAGCGUGGGCCUGUAACCAAAGGUUGUUGGUUCAAAUACUGGAGCUGACGAGGUCAAAAAUAUAUAACCUGUCACUGUGCCCUUGAGCAAGGCACUUAACCCUAAUUGCUCCAGGGGCACUGUACAAUGGGUACCCUUACUGUGACCCCACUCCCUGUGGGUGUCUCGGGGAGUUAGGAGGCGGGCAAAAAACAACAUUUAGAUUACACACUUGCCUGCAACAGGACAGAUAUAAGCACCCCCCAAAUUGUUAUUAUAUAGAAGGUCCCACAGUUGUCAUAGUAGAAACUAUACCAUAAAGUCCAAGGAACUGUAAGCAUAGUACCAGUCAAAAGUUUGGACACACCUACUCAUUCAAGGGUUUUUAUUUAUUUUGACUCUUUUCUACAUUGUAGAAUAAUAGUGGAGACAUCAAAACUAUCACAUAACACAUAUGUAAUCAUAGUAACCAAAAAAAAGUGUUAAACAAAUCAUUUAUUUGAGAUUCUUCAAAGUAGCCACCCUUUGCCUUGAUGACAGCUUUGCACACGCUUGUCAUUCUCCCAACCAGCUUCACCUGGAAUGCUUUUCCAACAGUCUUGAAAGAGUUCCCACAUAUGCUGAGCACUUGGUGGCUGCUUUUCCUUCACUUUGUGCCCCAAAUAAUCCCAAAUCAUCUCAAUUGGGUUGAGGUCAGGUGAUUGUGGAGGCCAGGUCAUCUGAUGCAGCUCUUCAUCACUCUCCUUCUUGGUCAAAUAGCCCUUACACAGCCUGGAUGUGUGUUGGGUCAUUGUCCUGUUGAAAAACAAAAUGAUAGUCCCACUAAGCUCAAACCAGAUGGGAUGGCGUAUCGCUGCAGAAUGCUGUGGUAGCCAUGCUGGUUAAGUGUGCCUUGAAUUCUGAAUAAAUCCCAGUGUCACCAGCAAAGCACCAUCACACCUCCUCCUCCAUGCUUCAUGGUGGUAACCACACAUGCGGAGAUAAUCCGUUCACAUACUCUGCGUUUCACAAAGGUUGGAACCAAAAAUCUCAAAUUUGGACUCAUCAGACCAAAGGACAGAUUUCCACCAGUCUAAUGUUCAUUGCUCGUGUUUCUUGGCCAAGCAAUUCACUUCUUAAUGGUGUUCUUUAGUAGUAGGUAUCUUUACAGCAAUUUGACCAUGAAGGCCUGAUUCACGCAGUCUCCUCUGAACAGUUGAUGUUGAGAUGUGUCUGUUACUUGAACUCUGUGAAGCAUUUAUUUGGGCUGCAAUUUCUGAGGCUAGUAACUCUAAUGAACUUAUUCUCUGCAGCAGAGGUAACUCUGGGUCUUCCUUUCCUGUGGUGGUCCUCAUGUGAGGCAGUUUCAUCAUAGCGCUUGAUGGUUUUUGCGACUGCACUUGAAGAAACUUUCAAAGUUCUUGAAAUUUUCCAGAUUGACUGACCUUCAUGUCUUAAAGUAAUGAUGGGCUGUAGUUUCUCUUUGCUUAUUUAAGCUGUUCUUGCCAUAAUAUGGACUUGGUCUUUUACCAAAUAGGGCUAUCUUGUGUAUACCACCCCUACCUUGUCACAACACAACUGAUUGGCUCAAAUGCAUUAAGGAAAGAAAUUCCACAAAUUAACUUUUAACAAGACACACCUGUUAAUUGAAAUGCAUUCCAGGUGACUACCCCAUGAAGCUGGUUGAGAGAAUGCCAAUAGUAUGCAAAGCUGUCAUCAAUAAAAAGGGUGACUACUUUGAAGAAUUUCAAAAAAUAAAAUAUAUUUUGAUUUGUUUGACACUUUUUUGGUUACUACAUGAUUCCCUAUGUGUUAUUUCCUUGUUUUGAUGUCUUCACUAUUAUUCUACAAUGUAGAAAAUAGUAAAAAAUAAAUAAAAAACCCUGAAUGAG